CGUAAUAAGGAUAUAAAGUUUACAAGACCUACUACCGUUUAGUUCUUAUUUUGCGCUUACGGUGACAACUACCAAAUCUACUAUCUGCUAGAUACAUUUAUAUUGGAUUUUAAGUUAACUUAAUAGAAACCGUGUUUAUUAAAUAAAAGAAAAUAUGACGUCCUACACAGACAAGGGGAAAAAACCUGAAGACGGUCGGUUCCUAGCUUUCGAUCAUGUAACCUUCUGGGUUUCAAACGCUAAACAGGCCGCUAGUUAUUACGUCACACGGUUCGGGUUCGAACCGCUCGCUUACAAAGGUUUAGAAACAGGAUCCAGGCAGUUUUCCUCUCACGCUGUCAGAUUAAAUAAAAUCAUUUUCGUGUUUGAGGGUCAGUAUAACCCAGAAGAGACAGAUUUCAUCAACGAAGUAGGUUAUCACGGCGACUUUGUGAAGGAUGUCGCCUUUGAAGUUGAAAACUUGGAUUACAUUCUAAACUACGCUAAAAAACAAGGUGCAGUUGUUAUCAAGGACGUUUGGGAAGAAAAAGACGAGCAUGGAGUGGUCAAGUCAGCUACACUUAAAACGUACGGCGACAAUACGCAUACUUUAGUGGAUAGAUCACAAUAUAAGGGACCCUUCCUGCCUGGAUAUCAGAUGUUACAGAAGGAUCCCAUUCAUAAAUUCCUACCGAAGGUGGAGAUUAACUUCAUAGAUCACGUUGUGGGAAAUCAACCAGACAAUGGUCUCGAGGAAGCGGCGUCGUGGUAUGAACGCUGUCUGCAGUUCCAUCGGUUCUGGUCGGUGGACGAUAAGCAAAUAUGCACGGAGUAUUCGUCACUGCGAUCAAUAGUGAUGGCGAACUAUGAGGAGACGGUUAAGAUGCCGCUCAACGAACCCGCAGACGGCAAACGGAAGAGUCAGAUUCAGGAAUACGUGGAGUACCACGGGGGUGCGGGAGUUCAACACAUCGCUUUGAACACAGAAGAUAUCAUAACUGCCGUUGAAAAUCUUCGAGCACGAGGAGUAGAGUUCUUGACAAUUCCAUCAAAGUACUACAAGCUGAUCAGAGAAAAACUAUCACACAGCAAGGUGAAGGUGGCUGAGAGUAUAGACAUAUUGGAGCGCCUCAAUAUCCUCAUUGAUUACGAUGAUGACGGGUAUUUACUGCAGAUAUUCACAAAGAACACCCAGGAUCGCCCCACACUCUUCUUGGAAGUUAUACAGAGAAGAAAUUUCAAUGGUUUCGGCGCCGGUAACUUUAAAACUUUAUUCGAAUCCAUAGAAAUCGAGCAAGAAAAGAGAGGAAACUUAUAAAUCUUAAACAAUCGACACGUCUUCAGAACGUUCAAUAGACGUCUCAUUGAUACUAUUAUGUAAUUUUUAUAUUAAGUAAUUCACUAAAAUAUGAUAGUAUUUAAUUUCUAAGAUAUUUCUUUUUAUUUGUAAUGUAAACGGAAUGAAAAUUUGUGUACAUAUAUUAUUAUAAAAUGGAACCGACGAUAAUGAUGUGAAAUAUUUAGUAAAAAAUAUAUUAGUCCACAAAAUAGAUCUUUUAAUAAUUUAAACGUAAUCAUAAUAUUUUAGAAUGUUAUCCCCGCGAUAGUACCCCUGUUUAACCACUGUUUAAAUCCCUAUUUAAUCAAUUGAUAGCUGCAUUUUGUAUGGUAGAAAAUGAUCUUUCUUUUUAUAUAUAUUUAUGAAUUUAUCAAGCGGAAAAUUUUGGUCGUCGAUAAACUGUCUGAAACACUUUAUUGCUAACAAAAAAGUUUAACAGUCAAGGACUUUAAAUAAAUCCUUGAGGAACCCAAGGAAAUGUUUGUUGAAAAUUCAGAUAAGUAGUAUUAAAAAUUAAUAUAAUAAAUUUCCAGAUUUUGUUAAAGAAUAACAAUAUCAGUCCGCUUAAAGUAGUUUGAAAAAUGAUUUAUAGUUAGUUCAACUUGUAAUCUUCCCAUAGACCUCUAAACUUGAUGAUGAAUGAAUUAAUACUAAAUAAUAAUAUAUGUAGUAACAACAGAAAGAGAUGGAAAUAUUAGGUUAAGGAACGUGUAUUGGGAUUCAUUUGUCAAAAGUACUAUUAAUAUUUUAUAGUACCGUCGAGAAGGUUACAUGCAUAUAUGUA
This is a messenger RNA of Danaus plexippus (monarch butterfly), 2102 nucleotides long. RefSeq names its product 4-hydroxyphenylpyruvate dioxygenase-like. The record is from RefSeq and is a predicted model, not a curated record. Gene Ontology annotation, cellular component: Golgi membrane; endoplasmic reticulum membrane. Lineage: Eukaryota; Metazoa; Arthropoda; Insecta; Lepidoptera; Nymphalidae. Gene Ontology annotation, biological process: L-tyrosine catabolic process. The transcript has 9 exons. Bases 155 to 1297 code for a protein of 380 amino acids. Gene Ontology annotation, molecular function: 4-hydroxyphenylpyruvate dioxygenase activity.